AUGAGACCACCACUUCCCUCUGUGACGCCAACGUGGCACAAUGAUACCUACCCGGCCAUCGCGCCUACACGGCCAGAGCUGAGCAUGACCGGCAAGACAGUGAUCAUCACUGGUGCGGGCAGUGGUAUUGGUCGAGCCACAGCAUGCGCGUUUGCGAAGGCCGGCGCCAGCUCCAUCGUUCUCAUCGGUCGCAAUGAAUCCAAGUUACGGGAGACUGAGCAAAAUCUCCUGGGAUUUCAAGUCAAGGUUGUUGUUCAUUCCAUCGACGUGACUGAUGAGGGUCGUGUGAAAGAGAUUGCCAGUGGGUUAGACCCAUGGGAUGUUCUCAUUCUUGGCGCAGCCUUCCUCGCCACCCCGUCAUCCAUCGCCGAGUCUUCCACCGAGAGUUGGGCUAGUCCAGGCGCUGCCAUCAUUCCCGUCGCUGCUGCCACUGUGUUGCCGCCCACCAUAGUCCCGGGACUAUCGGCCUAUCUCAGCCCCAAGCUGGCCUUGAUCAAGAUGAUGGAGUACCUGGCAGCGGAGAACCCAUCGCUGUUUGUGGCCACUCUUCAUCCUGGUAUGGUAGAAACCGAGAUCUUCCACAAGAGCGGCGGCCAGGCAGAUCAGUUGCCAAUAAACACUGUGAAUUUGCCAGCCGAAUUUACUGUUUGGCUUGCUAGUUCAGAGGCCUCUUUCCUCCGGGGUUGA
Aspergillus brunneoviolaceus CBS 621.78 is the source of this 687-nucleotide messenger RNA. Its product is annotated as SDR family NAD(P)-dependent oxidoreductase. Lineage: Eukaryota; Fungi; Ascomycota; Eurotiomycetes; Eurotiales; Aspergillaceae. Gene Ontology annotation, molecular function: oxidoreductase activity. The record is from RefSeq and is a predicted model, not a curated record. The coding region runs from base 1 to 687 and encodes 228 amino acids. Gene Ontology annotation, cellular component: cytosol. The transcript is spliced from 4 exons.